Sphaerodactylus townsendi is the source of this 1632-nucleotide messenger RNA. RefSeq names its product potassium calcium-activated channel subfamily M regulatory beta subunit 1 (gene KCNMB1). The record is from RefSeq and is a predicted model, not a curated record. The transcript is spliced from 4 exons. Gene Ontology annotation, biological process: potassium ion transport; detection of calcium ion. NCBI's taxonomy places the organism in Eukaryota, Metazoa, Chordata, Lepidosauria, Squamata, Sphaerodactylidae. Gene Ontology annotation, cellular component: voltage-gated potassium channel complex; membrane. Gene Ontology annotation, molecular function: calcium-activated potassium channel activity; potassium channel regulator activity. The coding region runs from base 170 to 787 and encodes 205 amino acids.
GUUCUAUGCAACAUAUUUGCACAAGUGUGGAUUUGCUGCUUGGUUGUCAGCCUUUCAUUCGCUGGAAUCAGUCAAAAACCUAUACAAUGUCAUGAACUGCAAGCAAGAACCCUACUAAUUCCCCAAAGAUUUGAUAAGGACCACAGAAGCUGACUCAUCACAAUAUAUCAUGAUGGGGAAAAAGCUGGUGGCAGCACAGAACCGUGGGGAAAUCAGGGCACUCUUCCUGGGCUUGGGAAUGUUGGCAUGCUCAGUGCUGAUGUAUUUCUUUAUUGGAACCACCAUUGUGCCAAAAUACAAGAGGAGCAUCUGGACUAAAGAGAGUAUAUGCAAAUUGAUGAAAGCCAGCAUCAAAGAAAAAGUCUACUGCAUAUUCAACAAGGAUUCUGGAGAAGAGAAUAUAUUUCGCUAUCCAUGCCUAGUAGUCCAGGUCAAUUUGACUGCCUUUGGACAGAUGGCAAUGCUCUAUCACAAAGAAGAUACCUGGAUAAGAAAUCCUAAGUGCUCCUACAUUCCUGGCAAUUUGGAGAAUUAUACUCAAGUGGAAAAGGAAGUGGAAAGUGUAAAAAAAAAAUUCACAAAGGUCAAGACAUUUCCUUGUUUUUAUGACCCAUCAAGAUCAGAAUCCAGUGUUAUUUUAACACGAUUGUAUUCUCCAGAUGGCCUUGUCUACACUUUGAUUUGGCCAACUUUAAUGAUGACUGGUGGGAUCUUAAUUAUAAUCUUGGUUAAAAUAAGUCAGGGUUUGUCAGUCUGUACUGCCUCACAAUACACAAGAGGUGUAUAGCAUAGCGUCAGUCUUUAUUUCAUGUUCGCUAACCUGCAUAUCAGGGAAGCUAGACGUUGUCUCAAUUUAUACACUGUGGACUAACAAGACAUAAAGGAAACACAGAAUUUCCUACAGCUGAAAGCCACUCAAAUAUAUUUCUUGAGACACACAAUUAUUUUGGAUUUGGUUUAGAAUUAUGUGAUGGUCAGAAGUGAGAGAUGGCAUUUUCACAUGCACAGCUACUGAGCAUGUGUACUUACAUAACAUACUUAACCAAUAGAUUUACAGCAGCAGUUUGCACAGGCCAACUUGGCACAUACUUGAGUUCUUCAGGAAGCUGUUUGCAGGUGAGAUUUUUGAAGUUUAUCCAUCACAAUAAACUUAAUUGUUUCACAAAAUAUAGGAACAGGCACAAUCAAAUUCUGGGGGAUAAAAAGGAACUUCUUUGAUCGAAGAGCUUCUUGUGCGAGCAGUUAGAUAUAAUCAGCUUACCAAAGGCUAUUAAAUAUGGUGUCCAGAAUUGACAGCCUAUUAUUUUAUUAACCACAUUAUCGAGUCAACCAAUACCAAAGGAAGGAGUUGGGAACAUCACAUUUAUGUGUAUGAGCACACACGUACCCUCACACCCAUUUAGGAGUGAGUCUUUCCAGUCCAUUAACAAGAGUAUAAUGAUAAGGAUUGAAAUUAGACUUUUGGACUGAUGCUUGGUCUUUAUUUGCUGCUUCUUGAAACAGUGGGCCAAUACUAAAGGUUCCAGAAUGGUUAGAUAUUGUGCACAUCAGUUAGAUAUUGUGCGCAUUAGCCAAUAAGGAUUGUUUGCAUCACUUAAGAAUUUCAUAGUUUCAUAAAGCUUAGGUUGCUCU